GACGUGGGGGUACUGGGAGCUGUGGGAGCAGCGGUCGCGGCUUCAGUUCUAGGCUACCCCGCCGCCCGGGCGGGAGCAGGGCGAGAGGAGCUGCAGCCCCAAGGCGCUCCUGUUCUCGGGGACCCUGAGCCCGCCCGGCGGCGGCUUCCUGCCUCUUUUCCUCCAGAGUGAGGAGGGCGCAGCGGGGGUCAGAGCCCAGAGGGCAAGGGAGGUUCGGUCCCGCGCAUGGCCUCGGCGGGUGCGCGGCGGCUCCCAGCCGGGACGCGCGCGGCGGCCCAGCGUUGCUGCGGCUUCAAGCUCCGCCCGGGCACGCGCCCGGCUCCGCCCCCGGGCCCUCCGCGACCGCCACGACCAAUGAGAUUUCUGAUGUCUUGCAGCCUUUUCUUGCCCCGGGCUGCCCAGGUCUUGGGGGCCGAGGUUAGCUUACCUCCCACGCGCUCCUUCAUGGGCUUUGCUGCCCCCUUCACCAACAAGCGGAAAGCUUAUUCUGAGCGUAGGAUCAUGGGGUACUCAAUGCAGGAGAUGUUUGAAGUGGUGUCCAAUGUCCAGGAGUAUCGUGAGUUUGUGCCCUGGUGUAAGAAGUCCUUGGUGGUAUCUAGCCGUAAAGGUCACCUGAAGGCCCAGUUAGAGGUUGGCUUUCCACCUAUUGUGGAACGUUAUACCUCUGCUGUUUCCAUGGUCAAACCUCACAUGGUCAAGGCUGUUUGCACUGAUGCCAAGCUCUUCAACCACUUAGAGACCAUUUGGCGAUUCAGCCCUGGUAUUCCUGCCUACCCCCGAACUUGCACUGUGGACUUUUCGAUUUCCUUUGAAUUUCGUUCUCUGCUGCACUCCCAGCUGGCUACCAUGUUUUUCGACGAGGUUGUCAAGCAGAAUGUCGCUGCCUUUGAGCGUCGGGCAGCUACCAAGUUUGGUCCAGAAACAGCCAUCCCCCGUGAACUGAUGUUCCAUGAGGUGCACCAGACUUGAGGCAGGAUUGUUCCCUGGCCUCUCCUCUACUUUCCCUCCCAACCAAUUCUCUUAUUUAUUUCUUUGGCUCCUGCUCCAAUCUAAGGGAAGAGUCUUUGUUUAUACUGAUGUUCUCCCUCUCACUUCCCCAGAAAUCGGGUUAUAAGCUGGCUGGAAAUGCUGGGGCAGAAAGGCAGGAGGUUAUGGAAAGGAGACAUGCCUAGGAUAUGGUCAGGCUCAUCUUGCGAGCCCCAUAUGCCUGAUGUCUGCAUCCUACCUACAAUGAAUUAUAAUCAGGACAGUUGGUUGUCUCUGGACCCUAUCAAAGUGUCUUAGUAUCUGACCAGGGGAGGAUAGCAACUUUCUAGGGAAUGAAUAAACUGAGCUUUUUCCUCUGACAGAGGUAUUGAGUGGUCGAUAACUGUUGCCUGCCUGAGAUGCCUCAGGAGUUGCCUGAGAUCUGGCCCCAGCUUGAAAUCCAUAUGACCUCACUUUAAGAAUAUUUCCAUGCUGCCUGGUUAGUGGAGAGUGAGGGUCUUUCUUAACAUCAGUGCCCAGGGGCAAGGAGAAAAAAAGCACUGAAGAGAAUUGUACUCUUGGAUUGUAUCUUUUUCUUCUACUUGGCUGAGUUUUUAUAAAAUUUCAAUAAAUUAAAUGUGACAGUA
Molecule: messenger RNA, 1613 nt
Organism: Lutra lutra (Eurasian river otter)
Lineage: Eukaryota; Metazoa; Chordata; Mammalia; Carnivora; Mustelidae
Gene: COQ10A
Product: coenzyme Q10A
Exons: 5
Coding region: 226-969 (247 amino acids)
Biological process (GO): ubiquinone biosynthetic process; cellular respiration
Cellular component (GO): mitochondrion
Molecular function (GO): ubiquinone binding
Source: RefSeq, a predicted model, not a curated record